This is a messenger RNA of [Torrubiella] hemipterigena, 3488 nucleotides long. The record is from the annotation of a GenBank genome assembly. NCBI's taxonomy places the organism in Eukaryota, Fungi, Ascomycota, Sordariomycetes, Hypocreales, Clavicipitaceae.
CUCACCAUCCCACGCUCUUGUUUUCCAGUCCACCAUCCGCCUAUGCAAAACUUUAUUUUUACAUAAAAUGAAGCUAUGAAUACAACUAGCACAAUACUAGUGGACAACCGUGCCGUUGGUCCGUCCAUUGCCAAGCAGUCCACCAAGCGCAGGUCUCGUGGGGGCUGUCUAACCUGCAAACAGAAACACGUGAAAUGCGAUGAGAGUCGGCCACAUUGCCUUAGAUGCGACCAGCUUGGAGUACCGUGUGGCGGAUAUGCCAACCAAUUCACUUGGUCCUACAAACACCAAAAUACACCCCAUGGGCGCAAGCGAAGGCCGUCUUCCUCACAUGCAUCUCAAACAUCUCAUACAUCACAAUCCACUGAUUAUAGUCCCAAAUCACCAGUUGAUGGCGGGGAAACGCUCUCUUCAAUAUCACAUCAGGCGACUUCCUCGGCUACUACUACUACUGCUGUUGCUGCUCCUAAUAACUUGGGCUGCCCAGACCUUCAAGCAAGCACAGCGGAAUAUAGCUGGGAUCAAACCGUAGAAAGUCUGAAUGCUCUUUUGGACUUGGAUCAAGCGUGCUGGUUACCGUCACCACAGCCGCAAUCGACUCCAGAAAUGCGGUGCCUUACUCUACCUGCGACUGUGAGAGGAGGGCCAGAGGCAACAGACAAAUUGAUAGCUUUUUGGUUUGACCAAGUAUGUCCGAUCUGGUCUGCAUUCGAUUCUACUUUGAACCUCAACCGGAAAAUAGCCAUGGAUCUCAUGCAUCAUUCCAGUACCGUCUUCAGCACUCUCCAAAGCAUGUCUGCUAGUUUUCUUUCUUCUCAGCUACCCCAAAUUAAACGGCCUUAUGCUAUAGGCUUGCUCAAGUCUGCAACAUUGUCCAUAGAAGCAGAGGUCGCUUCACUGCGCGCAAGAACGGUCCUUUCCGACGUACCAACCGGCCUGUUGUUUUCUCUAUUUUGUCUUGGGACGACCAUGUGCUGGCUCGAUGCUCGGCGGCUUGGAUUGCCAUUUCUGAAAGAGGCAAAGGGAUUGCUGCGGCGCGUGUCUCUGCAGCAGCAUAGCGACGGCAGUAAUCAGCAUAACAUGAUGGCUUUCUUCAAGAAAGGUCUUCUAUACUGGGAGAUGCUGCUCUCUUUUGUCGAUGAUUAUAAUCUACCUGGGGAUAAUGAUGAUAUUUACAGCAGUAGCAACAGCAGCGACGAAAUCCGGCCACUGCUACCACCCACCCACAACACUGACUUGCUCUUGCAUCCAUGGACCGGUAUCUCAACCAAACCAGCUCGGCUGUUUGCCCUUUCCGUCCGACUUUGUCGGGCGCAUCGUCGAAGAAUAGCAAAGCCAACUAGUAACGAGGUUGCGUAUUCUGCAGCUGCGCAAGAAAUGAAUGAGGCGGUACAGCUUGAAGCAGACUUGCUGGCGUUGGAUUUGGCAGCGUUUGCCCGCAUAAACCAGCAAACUGGGGACGAGCGAACACCAUGGGUGCACCUUGUGGAUGUGGCAGAGGCUUACCAAUUAUCAUCGCUCCUCCAGCUGUAUUUGACGUUUCCAGAUCUUGCGGCACGACGGCAUUCACUAGACUCUGGCAGUGGCUUGCUGGAAGAUGGGACAACUUGCGAGGAACGAACUAUUCGGCUUGCUCUUGAAUUAUGCAGGCUUCUUGAGCGGAUUCCAUGCGAGUCUGGAAGUCGGGUGAUUCAGCCAAUGCUAUAUAUUUGUGCCAGUGCUGGACUCUGCUACCCGACAUCGAGAGACCAAUCGAUAAUGGACAGAGGCGAUAAUCUAGUUACACCGACAGCGACAUUUGGAGCGACAGAUAUGCUCAGAUAUAUCGACCAGAUGGAUGCAGAAGAAUACAAAAGCCAAGAUGUAGGUCAACCUUCUAUCUCAGAAAUGGCCGUGGAUGUUGGCAGUGCCCGUAUCUUUAUAAUGCGGAGGCUAGAUUCGUUGGAAUGCACACUCCAACCCAGACCUAUUGCCGUUGCAAAACAGCUUGUCAAAGCUAUUUGGGCAUCGUAUGACCACGGCAAACGCUGUAAAGGUGGUCAUUGGCUUGACGUGAUGGAAGCCCAGGGCUUGAGGUCUCUGUUUGGGUAAUUUGUAAAAUACAAUUUCAAUACGAUGUGCGUCUCUCAUGAACGAAGAUAAUAGUCAUAUUAUAGGCUCUUUCUAGCGUCAACCCUUUUACUUCUCUUUUAGAGAUGUCAGAUAAAUGGUAAUAUUAUCUACCAUGGAUACCCUUCUGUUGUGUCCUCGCUGACGGGACCUAGCCCAUCGCAAAGCUGCUCCUUAUGUUUCCGAUCCAGAUAUUCUAGCAAGACUUGCUCAUAUUUUUCUCUUCCCUUGUAUUCGGCAACCCAAUCAUCCCAGCUUCUCACUGCACUCGCCAGUCUUCCAGGGACGUGAUCCUCCUUUACAAUAUCUGUUAUAGGAUGGAAAUACGUUCGUAUUGUAAAGCAAAUCGCCUUUGUCUUGGGCAGUCGCCGCAAUGUCUGUCUUUCUGAGCGGAACCAGUGAUGCUCUAUUGCCUUGUUCUUCUCUGCCGUGCUCCAGCUUAGCGCCGGGCUAUCCUCGUCACCAAUGCUGUAGCUCCAGGGCAAGGACUCGUCCACCUGAAUGAAGUAGUUGUUGCGAGCGUAGAACUUGUCGCAUUUUAAUCGCUGGAAGAACUUCAACAUGCCGCCCUCAAGCUUUUCGUGGAAAUGUGGCACAUGGCCAGACGUAUGAAUGUCGGACAAGGUCAUGCCAAAUUUAUCAGAUAGUCUCCAGAAGCCUGCCAGAAGGAUGGAGCCGGCGAGCAAGCGGUAUUGCCCAUCUGGCUGCUCAAUCAUAAGAGCAAGGUCGUCCUGCACAAGCCGAGAACAUAUCACCAUGGGAUCUUCCUGCAGCAGCCGCCCUUGGAUAUUGAACGACUCGCCGGACCAGAGAUUUCGUAUGCCCGUUGCUGUUUUCUGAUAUAGACUCGGAUAGCGUGCAGGUAAGUAUUCGGUUAGCUCUUCCAGUAGCUCAACCGCUGCAGAGAAUGCCUCCUCAUGCGUCUUGAUGCACUGCUCGCCUCGCUCUAUGAUUCGUGCUGCUUUAUCCGCAUGGAACUUUGGAAACUGAUUAUCAAGCUCAAUCCAGUCGAUGGGGGCCACAACCCGGAGUCCCAUGGUUACAUUAUACUUUGGCCCGUACCGAAAGGCUCUGUAUGGCAAGGGUUUCGUAGUUUUAAGCGACCAUCCAGGAUACGCAGGGGGUACUGGCAUCUUGAAUUCGCCAUGGGGCUUGUCUCUGCUGUGCUUUGUCUCUUUCUCGGGAUUUUGAUAUCUGUUGGGUUGUAGAUACUGCUUGCAUAGGUUGUAAAAGACAACCAGAAAUCCGGCGCAAAUGCAUAAUAAUAUUUCCCAUUUAAGCCCAGGAAAAUAGAGCAUUUCAAGCCGAAAAUCCAUCCUCGAGGCGAAAUUUAAAAGUUAAUGUGGUGAGCCAAGACACGCUGAAAGAUGGUAGUUAUA